Molecule: messenger RNA, 2271 nt
Organism: Acomys russatus (golden spiny mouse)
Lineage: Eukaryota; Metazoa; Chordata; Mammalia; Rodentia; Muridae
Gene: Ngly1
Product: N-glycanase 1
Exons: 12
Coding region: 66-1994 (642 amino acids)
Biological process (GO): glycoprotein catabolic process; protein quality control for misfolded or incompletely synthesized proteins; protein deglycosylation
Cellular component (GO): cytosol; nucleus; cytoplasm
Molecular function (GO): peptide-N4-(N-acetyl-beta-glucosaminyl)asparagine amidase activity
Source: RefSeq, a predicted model, not a curated record
AAGGCGCUCAGCGCCUGCUCAGUGCUGGCCGCGGCGCGGGAGCUGGUGAGGGCUGCGGCUCAGCUAUGGCGUCGGCCGCACUGGGCAGCUCGUCGAGCUCGGCGUCCCCGGCCGUGGCCGAGCUCUGCCAGAACAACCCGGAGACCUUUCUGGAGGCCUCUAAGCUGCUGCUCACCUACGCCGACAACAUCCUGAGAAAUCCCAAUGAUGAAAAGUACAGAUCCAUCCGUAUUGGAAACACAGCUUUUUCCACCAGACUCUUGCCUGUCAGAGGAGCUGUUGAGUGUUUAUUUGAAAUGGGCUUUGAAGAGGGAGAAACGCAUCUUAUAUUUCCUAAAAAGGCUUCAGUGGAACAGCUGCAGAAAAUCCGUGACCUGAUUGCCGUAGAAAGAAGCAGCAGAUUGAGUGGUUCAAAUAAGAAGGUGGAAUUUUCUCAGCAACCUCCUGCGGUCAGGCUUCUCCCGGAGGAGCAGUCUGAAGACCCUCCAGGGCAGCCGCCAACCCUACCCUCUGCCCCGAUGGUUGUUGGUGAUUCAACCAUCUUAAAAGUUCUUCAGUCCAACAUUCAGCAUGUGCAGCUCUAUGAAAAUCCUGUCCUCCAGGAGAAGGCAUUGACUUAUAUCCCAGUCAGUGAGCUAAAAAGAAAAUCUCAAGAAAAGCUAUUCAGAGCUAGAAAGUUAGAUAAAGGUACUAACAUAAGCGAUGAGGACUUCCUUCUGCUGGAGCUCCUACACUGGUUUAAAGAGGAUUUUUUUCACUGGGUGAAUAACGUUGUGUGCAGCAAAUGUGGUGGAGAGACUAGAUCUAGAGAUGAGGCAUUGCUGCCAAAUGAUGAUGAGAUCAAGUGGGGUGCAAAGAACGUGGAGGAUCAUUACUGCGAUGCCUGCCAGCUGAGCAACCGUUUCCCAAGAUAUAACAACCCUGAGAAACUUUUGGAAACAAGAUGUGGCCGCUGUGGCGAGUGGGCCAAUUGCUUCACACUGUGCUGCCGUGCAUUAGGGUUUGAAGCUCGCUAUGUGUGGGACUACACAGACCAUGUUUGGACAGAAGUCUAUUCUCCGUCUCAGCAGCGGUGGCUGCACUGUGAUGCAUGUGAGGACGUCUGUGACAAACCUCUCCUUUAUGAAAUAGGAUGGGGCAAGAAGCUUUCCUAUAUCAUAGCAUUUUCUAAAGAUGAGGUAGUAGAUGUCACUUGGCGAUACUCGUGUAAGCAUGACGAGGUGAUAUCCAGGAGGACCAAGGUUAAAGAAGAGUUACUUCGAGAAACUAUUAAUAGGCUUAAUAAGCAGAGGCAGCUAUCAUUGUCAGAGAACAGAAGGAAAGAGCUUCUCCAGAGGAUAAUUGUGGAGCUCGUUGAAUUUAUAUCUCCCAAAACCCCCCGACCGGGAGAACUUGGUGGAAGAGUGUCUGGGUCACUGGCGUGGAGAGUGGCCCGAGGUGAGACGGGUCUAGAGAGAAAGGAAACUCUGUUCAUUCCUUCUGAAAAUGAGAAGAUUUCUAAGCAGUUUCACCUCCGUUAUGAUAUUGUGAAGGACCGUUACAUACGAGUCUCAGACAACAGUGCAAUCAUUUCUGGAUGGGAGAAUGGUGUGUGGAAAAUGGAAUCCAUAUUCAGAAAAGUUGAGACAGACUGGAACAUGGUGUAUUUGGCCCGAAAAGAAGGAUCAUCUUUCGCUUAUAUUUCCUGGAAGUUUGAGUGUGGGUCGGCUGGCCUAAAAAUAGAUAACGUUUCCGUCAGAACAAGUAGCCAAAGCUUUGAGACUGGAUCAGUGAGGUGGAGACUGCGUUGUGAUACAGCCCAAGUCAGCCUGCUGGGAGAUAAAAAUCUUCGUUCCUAUAAUGAUUUUUCUGGUGCCACAGAAGUUACAUUGGAAGCAGAGUUAAGCAGAGGAGAUGGAGGCGUUGCUUGGCAACAUACCCAGCUGUUUAGACAAAGCUUAGAUGACCAUGGAGAAAAUGGCUUGGAGAUAAUUAUAAAUUUCAGUGACCUCUGAAAGCCUGAACUUCAGGGAAAAGCUGGCCCUAAUCAAGGACCUGCCAUGGCCUCCAAAAGUGUAUUAACUCAGUGUGUGUCUGGUUGGCAGUUCACCCUGUCCAACAGGUUUCUUUUACUGGAUAUACAUCAUGUAAUCUUCAUUAAAGUAUAUCUUCACAGUGUAGACCAUAAGAGAUUUUCAAUUAAAUACUCACUUCUUCCUGUGACUAGAAUUUGGCACAAGAUAUUUGUAAAAGAAAAUGAUGGUGUUCAUGAUUAAAUGCUGUUCAUGACUG